Messenger RNA from Pseudophryne corroboree (corroboree frog), 3917 nucleotides. Its product is annotated as serine/threonine-protein kinase Nek5-like. NCBI's taxonomy places the organism in Eukaryota, Metazoa, Chordata, Amphibia, Anura, Myobatrachidae. Gene Ontology annotation, molecular function: protein kinase activity; ATP binding. The transcript is spliced from 4 exons. Gene Ontology annotation, biological process: protein phosphorylation. The record is from RefSeq and is a predicted model, not a curated record. The coding region runs from base 558 to 1904 and encodes 448 amino acids.
UUCUAGAGUGCCCAGCCUCCUUCGGAGCCCGUUAUUCCCCAUGGUCCUUACGGAGUUCCCAGCAUCCACUAGGACGUUAGAGAAAUAGUUAUUACUACAGAGAGGAAAUAGCUUCAACAGAACACCGUAGUUUUACAUCAUAGAAAAACAUCCUAUUGGGGUAUAGGACGUCAUCAGUAGAUACUCGGCACAUAGUGGACGGAUUCACUUGUCAACAUUAGGAGCAUUCAGCUGUAUUAAAAAAAGACAGAAAGUGCAACGAUAAUCAGGAGGUAAACACUGCACACCGACAAAUAGUACGCACAGUGUCCGUGCAGGGUGCUGGAAUAUGGCUGCACUGCACCCGCUUUAGCUCGUUACAUGACUCGGUUUCCACGGCGAUGGGAAACAGCCGACAAGCUCAUAACAGAGGCCGUCUGGAGGUGUAACUUGAUCCGGGCCCAGCUACACAGCGACAGCAGUAGGAGGCCCGGCCAUUGUUAUGUGACCAGCGGGGGCAAGACACGAGCGGUUCCGAAGCAUCAGCAGCGGCUCCGGGCACAGGUUCUGGAUACAACAUGAAUAAGUAUGAGAAGAUAUUAAUAAUUGGGAGAGGUGCUACUGCUGAAGUAUAUCUAAUGAGGAAUAAAGAGACCAAGAAAAUGUAUGCUGUGAAAAAAAUCAAGGUAGAUGCAUCCAAACGAAUGAGAACUAAGGAGUCUAUACUUCAGGAAGCAACUAUAUUGAGUAAGAUUAUACACCCCAAUGUUGUAAUAUGCCAUGAGUACUUCUGUGACCCUGAGGAUGUCCAUGUUUUUAUUGUCCAAGACUAUUGUGAUGGAGGGACACUUGAUGAUCACAUCAAACAGAGGAAAGGUGUUUUCUUCUCAGAAGACGUCAUCAUGGACUGGUUUAUUCAGUUGACUAUGGCCAUCCAACAUAUUCAUUCCAUGAAAAUUCUUCACAGAGAUAUUAAGACUUCUAAUGUCUUUCUAACCAAAAAAGGCAUGAUUCGACUUGGGGAUUUCGGCAUCUCCAAGGUAUUGAACAGUACUAUGGACAUGGCAAGUACAUGUGUUGGGACACCAUAUUACCUCAGUCCAGAACUGUGUCAAGACAUUCCAUAUAGCUCCAAAUCGGACAUUUGGGCACUUGGGUGCUUACUUUAUGAGAUGUGUGCCUUCAAGCCAGCAUUUGAUGCAACAAACUUAAUAAGCCUCUUCUACAAAAUAGUUAAAGGGGAAUAUCUUCCACUGCCUGAUUGCUACUCCACAGAUCUACAUUUGUUGGUGAGAACUAUUCUAGAUAAGUGUCCGGAAUCUAGACCUAGUGCAAACAGCAUCCUAAGCUCGGGUGUCGUUCAGGGACAUUUGAAAAAAUUUAUACAGAAACAUGAAUUUAAGUUGUAUAAGCAACAUUUGGAUAAGAAUGAAAAUAGAGAGAUGCAUUCAUCAGAAAAUCGGAGCAAAACAUCACUGGCCUGUCAUGAAAUGUCUAAAGUGGACUUCAGGUCUAAAUCUGCUCCACCAAGCUCAUACAAAGCAGAUGUCAGUUCUUGUGAAUUGUGGGAUCAUGACGAACUAUUGAGUACUGGGGACAGAUCUGACUACUCUGAGGACUUUGACAAAGACAGUCUUUCUUCUGUUGAAGAGGACCUAGAGGGAGAAACUUGCCUAUGUCCAAAUGAUGAUAUCCCAGAGGAAGUUGGUUCUGGUGAUGAUGAAGUGCAGGAUUACGCCGAUGAUUUUGAGGAGGUUGAAGGAAACACUCUGGAGAUGGUUGUCAGUCAUGCUAGGUCGGCAAUGGAUGUGUCUGCUGAUAAUGAAACCUUCCAAGAUGACCAUGGAGAUCAUGAUGCCAACUCUUUGUCAGAAACGCUUAAGACAAUACGCCAGCAGUGUUUAGGAACCUACACACCCCUUUAAAGUCGGAGACAGAGUCGUGGUGAAGGUGCUCCCCAGGAACAAGAGCCCAGGAGACUUCACCUAUGGUCCAGAGACAGAGGUCGUAGCAGUUACCCGGACAGCAGUCCUGACAGAGGAAAAUCCUGCCUGGAUCCAUGCAUCCCGAGUAAAAAAGGUUCCUAGACCAGACCUAGAGAGGGAAGCAAGUGAUUCCAGUGAGGUACGAACCGGGGCAGACAGCCCUGACCUCCCACCUAGCGAAGAAAGAAGAACAGAAGAAGAUGAGGAACCUGUCCCCUAUCUCUAUCCUGGGGACUAUCUCGAUAGCCCUACUGGCCCUCAUUCACCUCACAAUAUGUGAAGUCGACAUCACACAAACAAAUGGGAUCCCCACCUUGUGGUACAAUUCCUCCAACACACACGUAGCCACAUAUAUCCUUGAUUAUUUCAUGUUCCCUAAACUUGCUGACAACAAACAUUUCAUACAGCAGAAAAGGAAAUCAGGAAUGUCUGAGACAGUAUAUAUUUGUGUUACUGACGAAUGGUACUAUGACAUUAGAUAUUAUGGAUCUAAUUGUAAUUCCUGGGAAGCUGUGGGGUGGAAUACAGGAACAGAUUGGGGAUAUCGCCCAUCAGCUGCCAGAAACAGAUAUGGUCAACAUCUGAACUUACUUCAAAGAUUGUCUAUUAAUUUUUGGUUGGAAUGGAUGAAGUAUAGUGCUAACAAACACAAUAAAAGCAACUGUUAUGUCUGUGGCAAAUCUAGGCCCCACCUAGGUACAGUGCCCCUUAAUAUACCCCUAGAACAGGAAAAUUGUUUUUUUUCAGCCUUUUUAAUGAUCACCGAUGACCCCACUCCUCCCUCUAAUACUCCUGCUAAUCGAAAGAAAAGAGCACUCCCAGGAGGUAGCUUUGACCCCCACGUAUACAUUGAUGCUAUAGGGGUCCCAAGAGGUGUUCCAAAUGAGUUCAAAGCUAGAGAUGAGGUGGCUGCGGGUUUUGAGUCAUUGUUCCCUAUAGUAACUGUAAAUAAAAACGUAGCCUGGAUUAAUUAUAUAUAUUAUAAUCAACAAAGAUUUGUUAAUGAUACCAAAGAUGCUCUUAAAGGUAUAGCUGAACAGCUAGAAGCCACUUCCCAAAUGACAUUUCAAAAUAGAAUGGCCCUUGACAUGAUCCUAGCAGAAAAAGGCGGUACAUGUGUUUACAUUAGUAAGGUGGAAGGCUGUUGUACAUAUAUUCCUGACAACACUGGUCCCAAUGGUAAGGUUACUUUAGCCAUAAACGAGUUAGAAACCUUAUCCAUAGAACUUAAGAAAAAUUCAGGUAUUGAUAACCCAUGGAGCCAAUAUUUUGGGUGGUUUGAAAAUUGGAAACAGGCUCUUGUGCAAAUAAGCAUAUUUAUACUUGUAACUUUAAUUCUUGUAGGCAUUAUAGUUUAUUGUGUAAUCCCCUGUGGAAAGAAACUUACCUCCAAAGGCAUUGAUAAGGCCCUGAUGUACUAUGAUAUAACCACCAGUCCUGUCACCUCCUCUGAUAGUAAGGGACCCGACGAUUAUGUCCAAUAUCUCAAGAACUGGAGGAACAAGAAAGGAGCCUCACUCAAGAAUCAUGUCAUAUAAUAAUCAUGAUUCUAAGAGGGGAUUGAAGGGUUAGCUCUUCUGUCUUUGUAAAUAUUACUUUUUAUAUGAUCAAUUUCCUUAUAAUAAGUAUAGUGUAAAAGUGAAUAUUUCUACCUCCCUAAUGAAGGGUUAAACAUGCUAUAUGAAUUGUUAUGUGUUUGAAUAGACACGUACGCACUCUCUACAAGAUGCCUUUGUCUGUUCAUAUAAUAUAAGGCUUGUGUGUGUCUUAUCUUCAAGGACAAUUACAUACCAGAUCAAAACUGUUACUUCUGUGUGUUACUAAAAUAUCCUGCAUGUAAUGUCGUAUGCUACUUCUAUUUAUCCAAUCAUAUGCUUGCACAUAUUGUAUACACCCAUGUUUCUUUUCUAUAUAGUACUCUGUAAUUUAUUAAAUAAACAGUGUGAAUUUUAA